GUCCUUCUGUCUCUGUGCGAAGAAGUCUCGUGAUGUCCAGCGAGUGUUUCUUGUGUUGAAGCGAGAUUUGUGAACAGUGAGGAGUUUUGGUUGCAUAUCAGGGAGACUCCCGUGUGGAGAUACUCUUUAUUCAUGCGAUUUAUUAUUGCUUGAAGACUAUAGAAAAGAUGUGUAUAAUGCAGUACUACAGCAUCUCACAAAACCUCCGCCAUGUUGAGUACCAGCCCCUCUGGGAUCAACAUGAAAAUAUGCGCAAAAGAUGGCAAAUCUCUCAUUCUCUAGGCAGAUUUCUCAAUUGAUCUCAUGCACAUUGCCUUAUACACACACCCUCUUCUAGAAUCUUCAGGCAAAUAAUUAACCUCAAUAGGGGCCGCACCCUUCACACUGGCUCAAACGUUUUGUGAGGUCGACCGCAUCCGUUGUCACUUACUUCCUGUGCUGAUAGAUAGCUUCGCUUGCUCUCACUGUUAGUGCGUGCUGGUGUAGUAGAUUAGGUGGCUCUCACGAUCAUAUUGUCUUUUUAAUCUCAUUGAGGAAAUUGCAAUACGAAACCACAGAGAAAAGAUGCAGUGGUGCAUGCACUACGGUCUGUUAGAUUACUUUUGCAGCUAUAAUGGUUAUAAUUUUUUUUAAUUCUCUUGAUUGGAAUGACAUGACCCUCCCUUAAGUCAGGGUCAUUUUCAAAUUUCAUGACAAUCCGCUCAUUGCUCUUUGCUCUCAAAAUGUCCUGUGAAGACGCCCCUGGGUAUUUGAACAUAUGCCAACACACCUGCAAGCGAAUGUGUUCUAUUCAAGGAUGGUCAUAUUGUUAUUCCUAGUAUGCCCCAAGUCAAGACACAAAGUUAUACAAGAGAGGGCGGUAUCAUUACUAUUACUGAUAUUAUUUUAUUAGAAAUUAUUGCUGCAUCAGCUGCAUUAAUUUUAUAGAGGUUCUUCUCUACUAACGUCCCAGGCGUUGUAAUAAAACUGACAUUUAUUUUUUUCCUGAUUUUCGUCAUGCCAAACUUCGGUGCGUUGCUCACCUGCCGUUUUAGUAACUAUGAGAAAACCACAAUUAGAAAAAUAGAGAAGAACCUCUAUAAAAUUAAUGCAGCUGAUGCAGCAAUAAUUUUUAAUAAAACAUGUUUAAAGGAGGGUUUACCUCCAGCAUACACUAAUACUAUUAUUAUUAGAAGAUGCACCCUAUUCAGAUGGAACUAGACCACAAAAGGGGACAUUGACUUGAAACUCACUAGCUUUCAAAGAACAUUAGGGUGUUCAUUAGAAAGAGAUAACAAAAGGUAAUGGGAAAUACCAAAAGGUGGAUCACUUAUUAAGAAAGCAAAAAUAGAUUAACAAAUUAAUAGAUAAAAAAUUUAAGUAAAUCACUAAAAUACAAGGAGAGUAUUGUUAGGGCAGUAAUGCAUUAUUACAUCUUCGCUUGAACUUCCGCUGGAGAUCCAACUGCAGGGCAUCCUCAGUAGGGAGGCUGUUCCACAGUAUUCCAACGGUGUGAGGAAGAAUAAAGGACCUCUGGAACUGAGAAGUUCGACAGUGAGGAGGCACAUUUACUGCAUAUUGGUGCUUCUGCCUUUCAGCGACUCUGGUCGCUCUUGGCAGGAAAAGGGGAUCAUUGAUCAAUUGUGAAUGUGAAAAUCAAUGUAACCUGUUGUAGGUUAUUUGUCCUUCAUGAGCUAGAAUACCGUUUUCUGGUGUGGAUAUCUGCUUCUGCCAGAGAUUUAUCUCUUUUAGAUAGAGUGGUUCGAGGUGGUAGGUUUCGGUUUCCUGUUUGUCAGUUUUUCAGUUCAGAUGCACCAAUAUGCAGUAAAUGGGCCUCCUCGCUGUCGAACUUCUCAGUUCCAGAGGUCCUUUGUUCCAUAUACCGUUGUGGUACUGUGGAAGGAACAGCCUCCCUCCCUACUAGGGAUGCCGUGCAAUUAGAACUCCAGCGGAAGUUCAGGCGAAGAUGCAGUGCAUUAAUACCCCCAUACAAUUCUCUUUAUAUUAUUUUAAUAAUCUACUUACAUUUAUAUUCAUCUAAUAAUUUCUUAAUUUAUCUUUUUUUUUUUCUAACAACUGGUCUCUUCCAAGUCCUGAGACUCUGCACCAGUAUCAACUAUUAAGAGAUGAUCUAGUUGCUCUACAGCACUGUGUACAAACAGAUUCCUGGCACAAGUUAACGGACAGCAUCAACCAUCAAACAAGCUUUGGUUCCAUGUGGCACCUCAUGAACAGGAUUGUGAAGAAGAAAACCCCAAGUGUCCUCCACCACAGCCCUGCUCAGUAUGCACAGGACCUCAUUGAUGAGUGAUCAAUGUAACGAAUCAUCAACCCUCCUGCUCAUAUACAAGACACUCACUCCACAAAAGAAAACCACCAUGCCCUCCAUCUCAUUACUGCCUUACUGAGCACUGAUGAAAAGGACGAUGUACCCAUAAUUGAGGAAGAGCUAUGAUGUGCCUUAUCAAGGAGUAAGAAGUCAACUCCUGGUGAUGAUGGCAUCACCUAUACAGUCCUUGGCAUACUCAUAAAAGUACCUGGCAACACUAUCCUCCAGCUCUACAUCCUCUGCCUCAGCAUAGGAUAUGUGCCAAAAGCGUGGACUCAUAGUGCAAUUGUACCCAUCCCCAAGCCCGGCACUGACAAAUUCCGGGCUAUCUCCUUCACCUCCUGUUACUGCAAAGUAUUCAAAUGUAUUCUCCUCUCACACCUCAUGUUCCAACUACAAGAUAAGCUUUUACCCAGACUAUAUGGCUUCCUACCCCAACGAGGAACAUAUCAUUAUCUCAUGGAGCUCUACACUCAUCUUUCCCGACCAGUGUUGUAGCUUUCAUUGAUUUGAAAAGUGCCAAUGUGCGCAGUAAAUUGAUUAAGAAAAAAAACGGGUCUCUUCUUUCUGUAUUUCCCAUUACCUUCUGUUACUUCUUUCAAAUGAACGCCAUACGCUUUAGAAACUUGAAUUUCAAGUUAAUUACCCGUAAGGUGGGUUUGUUCCACAUGAAUAGGGUUCAGCAUCUGAACAAUAAUAAGAAUAAUUAUUAUAGUAAUCAUUGCCAACAGACUAUUAUUAUCACUAAGAAUGCCACUAAUGUGUGUUUACGAACAGUAGUACCGGGCCCUUCAACUUGACUGAAUUUCACAGAGUACGAGCAGGAUGGCCGUGCUGAAAAGUCACACAUAAGCGAUCAGCACUGCCUUAACAGGUUUGCAAUAUGUGGUUGCUAUUGACAUCAUUAUUAUUAGUAGCAAAGGUAAGUUGCUAUGAAAUAUUAAUUUUGUUGUUCACAUCAUGGCAGAUGUUUUUGUCAUUACGUUUCCUGCUUCUAACUUGUGUUAUUAUUUUUCUUCAGGCUUAUGUACGUAUGUGGCCCAGUCUUACAACUAAAUAUUUUGCAUCCUGUUGCAAGAUGCCUACUCUGCUGUUAUCAAAAACAUCUUUAAAAGUGUUUUGAAAGAUAUGGUUGUACUAGUGUAGACUAUAUAUAUUUGUGGGGCAAUAACAUGGCUUCAUCAGCACCAAUUGUAUCUCCAGAAGCGCUAAGAAAUUUCAGGCAUCACUACUUUGUGACACAUUGGGGAAAGAAGGUUUUGUCUAUGUUAUUUUAUUAUAGUUUUCUCCACGGACAAACCAAGUCAAUCUCGGAGAUUCUCGAUGAAAAUGACAUAAGACGUAACAAGAAAUUAUUAAACAAAGAUGAAAUAAAUAGUCUUGCCACUAAAUCUGCAAAGUGCUUUGACAUCACGCUGAUGAACAAAAUCUUCCAUUAUCUUUGGCAGAAAGGAGUCAAAGACCCUGGCGAUGAACUGAAAGAAUUAAUAAGAAAAAUCAAAGCUGAGAGGGACUGUGUUAGCCAUGAAGAGUGUAAUAUGUCAGAUACAGAUUUGGAAAAUAAACUCUGCAACUUUCAAGCAACACUCGUAGAAACUCUUGACAAAACCGAGCCUCUCUUUCCUCAUCAGAAGCUUGAAAUUGAUCAACUCAAAGCCGAGAUCAAGGCUGCUGUUCCGAAGCUGCUGAGAAAGAUCCGUGAGAACUAUGAUCCCUCAGAGUCACAGGAUGUGAAGUCCCUUAAGCAGGAAGUAGACGAUUUCUGGAGUGAGUGUUCUGAACUAGUGCAAAAGUGUUCUCGAGAAGAAUUAUGGUCUCUUUACAAAAAUCUCUGUCAGAUUUUGCCCUUUGGCCAGGUAGCUCAGCGUGGUUUUCAAGACCCAUUUAGUUUCCUUAUUUCCUUAAAAGUGGAGCAUGACAGGCAGUUCAAUCAAAAUUACCAUGGCAAUAAAUGUACCAUUCUAAAGCAGCAAGAAAUUUUUGACACACAUAAUACGGGAGAGGACCCUGAAGUUUUGAUUAUAUCUGGUGAUGCAGGUUCUGGAAAGACCACAAUUCUUUGUUCCUUUGUAGACCACUGGUAUAAGGGGACCGCAGAUAUACAACAACUCUCAGACUUCCAAAUUCUUCUUUAUAUGCAGUUCAGAAAUCGUGACCUUGACAACUUUGAAGACUACCUUAGAAGUUUGCUGAAAGAGACUGUGAAGCGUUAUGAUUUCACUCAUGUACUGUCAUAUAUCAUUGGUUCAAAAUGUCUAAUACUUUGUGAUGGGUAUGAUGAGGUUAAUGGGAAUUCCAAGAAACUCUUUGAAGAAAUGUUAACACUUAAAUGGAGGGACGUAAAGAUUGUCGUAACAACACGUCCAUGGAAUACUGAUGAACUAACAAAUAUUGUGAACUCUGGAAACCGUAGCAAAGUCAACCUCAAUGUUUUAGGUCUUCAGGAAAGGGAGUGCCACUUGCUCAUAGAAAAACUCACGGGCUGCCUGGUGAAAGAUGAUCAAGAACACAAAAAAAUGAAAAUGGAGCUGUCUCAGAAAGUAGAAGAAAUGAGCUAUAGGACUAAAGCACUCCUGAAAACACCACUAAUUUUUACCAUGUUCAUUUUUCUUUACAUUGAUAGUCCAGAUUUAAGGGAUGAACUGAACACCAAGACAUCAAUUUAUUUGCAGUUGAAAGAGAACUUAAACAAGAAAAUAAUAAAAGAGACAGGAAUUUCUGAAAAAUCAAUGGGGGAAUUCAAUGAAUUGUACAGAAAAUGGUCUCUGAAAUAUUACAUUGAGAAAAAAUUUGAAUGGACAGAGAGAGAUGUCAAAAACUUUAAAGAGGAGAUUAGAUCUCAAAUCAGUUCUCAAGAUGUACUGCAAAACUUUCGUGCUGUCAUGUCAUCCUAUUUCUCCAUAAAGCAUGUAUAUGAUGGUCUACAGAUUGUCAACGUAUACUGCUAUGUCCACAGAAGUCAGCAGGAGUUUGCAAUUGCUGUCGACGUCUGUGAUGAGAUAUCAGCUCGAAUGCAGGAAGGAGGGGACUUGCUUCUAGAUGUGGUGCUGCAGUCAAAAGGGUUAACCGAUGCUCCAAUGUCAGAGAACAAUGGUCUGUUUAAGGAAUUAGAAGGAGUCAUUUCCUUCAUACCAGGAUUACUCUACCAGAGAUGCCCCAAGAGUGAUGCAUUAUACAAUCAGAUAAAAGAUAUUCAAAAACUCUAUGUAACAACAUACAGCGUCUCUCAACAAGCGCACGAUGAGCUCUUGGAACCAUGCAUCGAAACUAGACUGGACGAUCAAGUUUUGCAGUCAUACGUGUCACUGCUGGAAAAUACGAGCCUGAAGAAGUUCAUGCGAUUCCUGAGAGCAGAUGGUCUUUUCGCCCUGCCACCCUUACUGUCUCGACUGAAGCCGGGCCAUGUUGAUUUUCAAGAGAUAUGGAGAGAUCUUUCGAAGUUCAAUGAAAUACUAGCAGUUGCCUUCGCUCAUGGCAUUAAGACUAAGAUUUCACUGUGGAUCGAUUUAAAAGCCUCUGCAGUAUUUAAAGAAGAGGUUUCGCAUCCAGCGGAUGAUCUAACAAUUCACCUUGUCAACUUUGGUGACACAAUUGAGGACCAGAGCCUAUAUCCCGCCUCACUCAUGAGAUUAACGAAGAAUCUGUCGCUGGUUUACCAUCUGCAUACAUGCAAGCAACCCAGAGACGCUGCCACUAUCAUCAACAGGACGUUUCCAGGGGUCCGGGAUGGAUGUAGUCAUUCUUUUCCAUUUUCGUUUUCGUAGAUGAAGUGUGUGAUAUACGUGAACUCAUCCAUUACCUGACCAUUAAGCCUCUAAGGGGAGUGAGUGUUUUCUCGCGUCGUGAGGAUGAAGGUUAUGAAGACUUGAAGGAGUACUGCGGAAAUGCGAAGCUCGGACAUCUGUACAUUUCAUAAUAAUGAGAGUGAAGUUAGAGACUACAUCUUUAUGGAAGGGAGUGAAAAAAGCUGACUGUUGGUUCUUGUGAAAGCCUUUCGGUAAAAUGCAAUCGGUGUCUUUUAUCCUAUAGGUCUUUUUCACCGGAUCGAAAUCUUCAUUCAGAGAGAGAGAGAGAGAGGGUCAAUUGUUAGAUGUAAUCAUGCCCUUCGAGAAUGAUGUAAUUUUUCAUGCAAAACAAAACUGUCAGUCUUAAAGCUUAGACUGGUCUAAAGCCUUUCAAAGGGUUCAUAUGGAUUUUGUCUUCAAAGUAACUAAGAAAUUUGGUUUACCAGAUGGAUUUGUGGAUCUACUAGUUGAGUUUUGUAUAAGGAUUGUAAAAGUCGUGCUUUUGUAAAUGGCUUUACGAUGUCCCCCUUUUGUAUGAAACGAUCUGUAAGACAGGGCUGCCCGAUGUCAAUGCUGUUAUAUUGUAUAUUUCAAGAACCUAUAUACAGUGUCCACAAAGUCCCAGUUCCAUUACAAGUAUUUAUUGCUUAGAAUGGUACUGGGACUUUAUGGACACACCCUGUAUAGCCUUCCUCCAAUUUUGGACACCGGAAAUUUGUCUGCGGGAGCAUUAACAAACCUUUCAUCGGGACCUACUAUCAUGGAAAGGGAGUUUGCCUUGAAAUAAGCUCGUGGAACCUUAGUGAUAAUUGUGAUAACUGUGAAGACGUUCAUGUGUUUUUUUUUUAUUUUUGUAGUCACAACACUGACGUACUUCAAAAGUGUGCGAUUCAAUGCUGUAAGAUAAACAGAGACAAUUUUUUGAAGACAUUAGUUGUCAAAGACUGUCAGGUGAUCAAAUGCUUUUAUUAGAUCUUGCUAAUAUAGCAGACGGUAACGUUAACAACACAAAAAGGACAACUGAAGAAGUCUGAUUCCUACUUCUGAAAGAAGGCCGACGGGAAGGACAAAUGAAACUGGAGGCUGAUUUUCCAAGUAUUAUAUAGUACCUUAGUGCAAUAAUUCUGGUACUUAUCAGAGCAAAAGUGAGUUUUCUAUGCCAGAGCCAUCAAAAUUGCAGGGAAGGCUUUGAUAUUAAGUCUAUUUAUUUUUCAAAGAAGUACGAUGCUGGAGGUAUUAACUAAAGCAUCUUUCCUUACAUUGUGACUGAAGCGUUUCAAUUAUAGGACGAAAAAGGAUUAUAAUUGUGCCACUGUAUUAGUUGUAGGGUAUUUGUAUGCUGUUUUGGUCAGUCAAAAGAAACAUGACACAAAAGAGGAAACGGAUGCCUUUGUUAAGAGCAAGCUUUGUGACGAUAGGUGGCCAUUAAAAAAACAAUUACAAACAAAGAAUAGGUGACAUUUUCACAAGAGAGUACUACGUUAUUUACUGAUUUUGAGUAACCAGUAUAGCUUUGUAAGUAACAGUACAGUGAUUAUGGUGUUUUACUGUGUUGAACAAUUCAUUAUAAUUCUGAUUCUGAAUGAUUUGCACUGUGAAAUGUAAAUAACAGUAUAGUGAUUAUGGUGUUUUACUGUAUCGAACAAUUCAUUAAAGGUUCAAAUGGCAAUAUUUGAAAAAGAAAAAGAUUAUUGUUGUUGUAAGUCUUAUUCUGAAUGGUUUGCACUGUGAGAUAUAUCAGCAUAAUGAUUUGUGCCUCGUUAAGAGAUAGAAUGGGGAAUGUUUUCUCCCUCCUUGAUUGGAGGCGGUUCUAUUUUUGUAUUCUUUGGUGAAUGUAUCAACAAUUACCAUGUCAACAAUGUCAACAACUUGUGCUACUUUUGUGUACCUUGUGUUACCAUUUCUUGUGAUGAUUUUGUACAUAACUGUAGUGCUUGAAUGUCAUUAAAAUUCCUUUGUGUACACAUAUGAUCAUUGAAAUUGCCAAACGUUAGUACGUUUGACAAA
This is a messenger RNA of Macrobrachium nipponense, 8100 nucleotides long. RefSeq lists its product as uncharacterized. The record is from RefSeq and is a predicted model, not a curated record. Lineage: Eukaryota; Metazoa; Arthropoda; Malacostraca; Decapoda; Palaemonidae. Bases 3481 to 6072 code for a protein of 863 amino acids. The transcript has 3 exons.